Spodoptera frugiperda (fall armyworm) is the source of this 915-nucleotide messenger RNA. Its product is annotated as protein takeout-like. The record is from RefSeq and is a predicted model, not a curated record. The coding region runs from base 103 to 825 and encodes 240 amino acids. The transcript has 5 exons. NCBI's taxonomy places the organism in Eukaryota, Metazoa, Arthropoda, Insecta, Lepidoptera, Noctuidae.
UGACGCGCUCGCCUGUGUACAUCUCAUAUAAGUGUCGUCCCGUAGCGACCGCCACCAGAGUUGCGCAGGAGUCGAUUGUGACAGGAGUGACACGAGUGCACCAUGAACAACUAUCUGACGUAUCUUUCUUUCUUCGCCGUCGUUUUGGGCGCGAAAUCUGCAUCGGCUCCCUUCAUAAAGCCGUGUAAAUCCGGGGACAAUGCGUGCGUGCUUGCGUCAGCGCAGGCCGCUGUACCAAUCAUGGCGGCUGGGAUCCCAGAGCUGGGGAUCAAGUCGCUGGACCCCAUGAAGUUCGAUGAGAUCAAAGGGGACCAAGCUGGCUUAACUCUGAAGUUCACGGACACGACGGUGACUGGGAUGAAAGGGUGUACUGUAGAUGGUGUCAAACACGACUUGAGCAAAGCCAAGCAGUCGAUCACGAUCAGGUGCAGCGUGGACUUGAACGGAGACUACAAGCUGGGUGGGCAGCUGCUGGUGCUGCCCAUCAGGGGAGAGGGGAAAUAUCAUAUUAAUAUCCGUGACAUAGUGAUUAAAACAACCAACGGGCUUGUGACGGUCGACGGAGAUGAUGGCAAGAAACACUGGCACAUCGACAACUGGCAUUUCACUCAUCAAGUGAAAACUGGUGCAGUCUUCAAUUUCGACAACCUUUUCAAUGGAAACAAGGUUUUGGCUGGGCCCGUGGAAGACUUCGUUAAUGCCAACUGGCGUGAUGUAAUGCGUGAGGUUGCUCCUCCAAUCGUUCACGCUAUUGUAGCACGUGUUGUCGAAGAUGUAGAAUCACUAUACAAAGCCGUGCCCGCGGAAGAACUUUACAUUCCAUAAAUAUUAAGCCUAUUUUUAAAUGAACACACUCGAUUUAAGUAACUAUGUAGGAUAGAUAAAAGCAGUGAUAAUAAAUUAGUUUAAGUUUCA